Strongyloides ratti is the source of this 1596-nucleotide messenger RNA. RefSeq names its product Solute carrier family 22 member 13. Lineage: Eukaryota; Metazoa; Nematoda; Chromadorea; Rhabditida; Strongyloididae. Gene Ontology annotation, molecular function: transmembrane transporter activity. Bases 1 to 1596 code for a protein of 531 amino acids. Gene Ontology annotation, cellular component: membrane. Gene Ontology annotation, biological process: transmembrane transport. The record is from RefSeq and is a predicted model, not a curated record. The transcript is spliced from 2 exons.
AUGAAAUUUGAUGAGAUUCUUUUUACUCAUCUGGGAGAAUUUGGUAAAUAUCAAAGUAUACAAUUUUUUUUAUUAUGUAUACCAACAAUAUUUACAGCUAUGCAUUCAUUAUCUUGGACAUUUACUGCUCCAAAUAUAAAACAUAGAUGUCGUUUACCAAAUGAGGAAGCUAAUUCAUCUUAUUGGAUGAAUCCAAUAAUUUCAAAAGAAAUUCCAUUAAAAGAAGAAUGUAAAAAUUUUGUUAAUUUAACUGAUUGUUCUUAUGAAACUUGCCAUUAUGGUCUUUCUGAUUCAUGUACAAAUGGAUAUAUUUAUGAUAAAUCACACGUAACUUAUUCAGCAACUCAUAGAUGGGAUAUUGUAUGUGAUAAAACAAUUUGGAGAGCUUUUAUUCAAUCAGCUUAUUAUAUUGGGCAAAUGAUUGGUUCAAUAGGUUUUGGUAAAUAUGGAGAUAAAUAUGGAAGAAAAAGAAUGUAUUUUAUAGCAUUAUGUUUACAAAUUUUUGCCGGAUCAUAUUCAGCUUUUGCUAAUAAUUUAAUUGUUUUUGGUUUAUUAAGAUUUUUACUUGGAAUUUCUCAUCCAGGAUUAUUUAUGAUUUCAAUUAUAAUAAUGAUGGAAUUAAUUGGGCCUUCUAAACGAAAACUUCCUGCAACUAUUGGUGGAAUGUCAUUUUCUUUUGGUGAAAUAUUACUAGGAAUAUUUGCUUAUUUUUUUAGAGAUUAUAGACAUUUACAAUUAAUUAUUGGUUUACCAUCAAUAAUAUUUUUAUCAUAUUAUUGGCUUGUUGGUGAAAGUAUAAGAUGGUUAGUUACUAAAAAACGUUACAAUGAAGCUGAUAAAUUAUUAAAAAAAGGUGGAAAAAUAAAUGGAUCACAAAUUCCAAAUGAAUGGUGGGAUACACUUGAUACAGAUGAAGAUACAAUUACUGUUAAUAAUAAAACAAAAAAUUAUGGUUAUUUAGAUUUAUUUAGAACACCUAAACUUUGUAAACGUUCUUUAAUAUCAUUUUAUUGUUGGCCUGUUGUUUCAAUGAUAUUUUAUGGUGUAUCAAUGAAGCCAGAUUUUUUAGGUGGUGAUCCAUACAUGACAUUUAUAAUUGGUGGUUUUAUGGAAAUUCCUGCAUUAUUAUUAAUGUUUUUUACUGUUAAUAAAAUAGGUAGAAAACCACUUUUAGCUGGUGGAUAUUUAGUAUCAGCUGGAUGUAUGGUUAUUUCACAAAUUUUAUCACACUAUCAAACUCAUUGGAUAGUUAAUUUGAUUCUUUAUGCAACAGUUAAAGCAGCUAUAACAUGUGUAUAUACAACAAUUUAUACAUUUACUCCUGAAUUAUUCCCAACAGUUAUCAGAAAUAGUGCCAUGGGAUUGUGUUCUACUUUUUCAAGACUAGGAGCCAUACUUGCAUCAUAUGUAUCUUUUUGGUUAGUAACAGAAUAUGGUAAUGUUUUUAUGGUUAUACCAUUUGCAAUAUUAUCUAGUAUUGCUGGAAUUUUAGUAUUAUUAUGUCUUCCUGAAACUGUUGGUAUACCAUUAUUAGAAACAAUUGAAGAACUUGAGAAUGGUGAAAAUAAAAAAGAUCUACUUACAACUGAUGAAUAA